GGUCCGUCUGCGUCGAGUGUCCGAAAGUUCCGGGGGCGGCGGCGGUGGCGGGGCAGCCGGGCCGGAGGCGGCGGCGGGGGGAGGUGAGGUGAAGCUGAGCUGAGCUGAAGAUUCAGAGACGCCAAUAGUUCGCAGAAAUGAACAUUGCAAAAGAUGGCUCUCCCAUUCCCUUCGGAGCCCGGAGUAACAGGGAUCAUUGGCUGACCAAACGCACUCCGUUAGCAGUGAUGCCGGUGAUGAUGGAGAAGUCGGGCUCGGCGGGAAUUCUGUCCCGGGGAGCCAGGAUGAAGGGCUUGAACAACGGGAGCAACAACGGGAGCCAGCACCUGCGGGAGUCGGAGGAGGAGAGCAGUGACGAGGAGCAGUCGCAUGCCACCAUGUCAGUCGUCUCCAUCGAGUGGAAGAAGCGGGAGCAACAUGGCCUGCACGACAGCAUGAUCCGGGUUGGAUCCGACUACCAAGCCGUGGUCCCGGAGUGUCACCCAGACAGUGCCACGCGCUUCAUUGAGAAGGAUGCUAAGGGCAUGUUGGUCUGGUCUCCCAACCACAACAUCUCGGAUGCAAAGCUCGAUGAGUACAUCGCGAUGGCCAAGGAGAAGCAUGGAUACAACAUCGAGCAGGCGCUGGGGAUGCUCCUCUGGCACAAGCACGAUGUCGACAAGUCGCUGGCUGACUUGGCCAACUUCACGCCUUUCCCGGACGAGUGGACCGUCGAGGACAAGGUCCUGUUUGAGCAGGCCUUCAGCUUCCACGGGAAGAGCUUCCAGCGCAUCCAACAGAUGUUACCAGACAAACUCAUCUCUACUGUGAAGUACUAUUACUCCUGGAAGAAGACGCGGACCCGGACCAGUGUAAUGGACCGUCAGGCACGCAAACUGGUGCACAAGAAGGAGCGGGAGGACAGCAAUGACGAAGCAGAGGAAGUGACGGUCCAGAUCGCAGAUGACAGUGAUUAUGAGCCCGAUGUGAAGAGGGAGCGCCCCGGGGAGCAGAAGCAAACGAAUGGGAAGUCAAUGGCGGUGAAGAGAGAAUCGCAGAGCAUCCAGUACAGGCACCACCCACCACGGGCCAAGAGGCGACCGCCCAAGGACAUGUACCUGAGCCCAGAUGAGGUGGCUGGAGUCUCGGCCAACCCCAACGCUGCCACCAUCGCGCUCCGACAGCUCGACUCCCAGCUGAUCUCCAUCAAACGGCAGGUGCAGACGAUAAAGCAAAUUAACAGCUCGCUGAAACAGACACUGGACGGAGGGAUCGACAAACUGCGGCACCAGAGCUCGAAGUGGUUUGUGUGGGGGAGGUCCAAUCCGAAACUGAACUCUCGAUGGACAACAGAGGAACAGCUGCUGGCAGUGCAAGGAAUCCGCAAGUACGGCCGGGACUUCCAAGCGGUGGCGGACGUGGUUGGCAACAAGACCCUGGCGCAGGUCAAGAGCUUCUUUGUCAGUUACCGGCGCCGUUUCAACCUGGAAGAGAUCGUGCAGGAGUGGAGGCAGAGCAGAUCCCUGUAUACAUCAAUGCCCCUGAGGGUUAUGCCUUACAUUAGACCUCCCAAAGUCCAAGUGACUCCGGUUCCUGCUGCUCCGGCUCCAGCCCCUGGCCCCUCCCUCUCGCAGCCCCCUCCGCUGCUGCGCCCCUCCCUCCCCGCCGCCCCCCCGGCCCUGCACCGGCAGCCCCCUCCCCUCCAGCAGGGCCGCUUCCUGCAGUCCCGCCCUGUGCUCAACCAGCCGCCCCCUCCUCUUAUACGCCCGGCCGUGGCAGCUCGGCACAGCCCGCGAGCAGCCCUGCCCUCGGUUAGUCCCCCAGCACCUGCCCACUCUGGUGGGCAUCGGGCUGGAGCCCCCGCCCUCCUCCACGCACUGAGCCCCCCACCGGCCGGAAGGAGGUGUUGGGGGGGGGGUGGGGUGGGGGAGCAUUAGCACAAUGAGUGGCCCCCCCCUCCUCCCUCCCGACCGCUCGGGAACUUGGCAGGAGAUGGGGUCUACCAGCGAUCGAUUCAGCAGAGAACCACCAGGAUCUUGCGUCGCGGCUGCGAUCGACCGCCGCCCCCAUGGCUGUGACUCGCCUCCGUCCUAGGCGCUCUCGGCACAAGUCAACCGGGACCCUGGCGUUGCACCCUCGACCUCCUGGGACCCUCGCACCUCACCGACGGUAGACCCUGAUAUUGCACCCAGGAUCUCCCAGGACUCUGUGCAUCGCGCCCUCCAUCUCCCGGGACGCCUGAGCAUCAGCCGCACCCCCAGUCGAUCGGGAAGCAUGGACAUCGCGCCCUCCAUCUCCCAGGACCCUGACACGGUGGCCAGGAUCGCACAGGUGCAACUUGAGUUUUAACGCUACGUUUUUUUCCUCACUAAUUUAAAGCUUUAGAUUUUAAAAAUUGGAAAUAGAGUUUUAACUUUUUUAAAAUGUGUGCUUUCAGUGUGUGGGAAUCUUGGCCCUCGUUCUGCAAACACUACAUGGCAGCGAUCUGCUUCCUUGGAGCGGGUACUUUGAGCAUGGGGCAGGGCCUGGGCCCCUCCUGUGUUUCCUGCUCACUUACUGGUUCCAGGGUGGCCGUGAGGCGGUGCUGACCCGCGGUUGGGCCCUGUCGCGCUCAGCGGUUCCUCUAACGAAGCCUCCUGGUUCCCUGGGUGUCCCAGAUGGUGCAGUGGAGGGUGAGGGGGAACGGCAGCCCUCUGGUCUCGGGACUGGUGUGGGUUUCUGACC
Messenger RNA from Pristis pectinata (smalltooth sawfish), 2703 nucleotides. Its product is annotated as REST corepressor 2-like. NCBI's taxonomy places the organism in Eukaryota, Metazoa, Chordata, Chondrichthyes, Rhinopristiformes, Pristidae. Gene Ontology annotation, biological process: regulation of transcription by RNA polymerase II; negative regulation of DNA-templated transcription. Gene Ontology annotation, molecular function: transcription corepressor activity. The record is from RefSeq and is a predicted model, not a curated record. Gene Ontology annotation, cellular component: histone deacetylase complex; transcription regulator complex.